AUGGCCCCGCUUCUGCUCAAAGUCAAAGGAAACAAAUCCUUCAGCCCCUUUUCCAAUCUCAACGAUGAAGAAUCGCUUACACGUACCUGGAGGGUGUGCACCAAGGUCGCCGCACACCUCGAACAGGGCCAGCGUCUCGAAAACCUCAGCUGGAGGUUGUGGUAUCUCCAUGAUCUCAUGGUCGAAAACGACGACCUCAAGAGCCGACGCGACUUUAAAAAACUCUCCAAGAGCACCGGCGAGAAGCUCGACCGCGACAAAGGUCGCGCCAUCGCCGAGCUCACCGCUCCCCCCUUUCGCAAGACCGACUCGGGCGAGGCGCUGCGUAAAAAGGCCGUCGAGCGUCAAAAGCUGCGUGCUCUCGCCGUAGCCAAACUCCAAGCCAAGUUUCGCAGCAGUCCAGCCAACAAGCAAACCAUGAAAGACAUGCAGUACACCUUUGCGCUCGAUCCCAGCGUCAACUUCAAGCAGACCACUGUCGGCAACAAGGACGCUUCCAAAGACUACGCUCACGCUCAACGUCAGAACGGCCCGGUAGGCACCACCAACAAGUUCCCGCUCAUUCUCUCACCUCAGAGCUCCACCAACCACACACGCAGUAGUGAUGCCAUCGACUCCACCUCUGACAUCAGCAUCGUCGACACGCACGCCACUUUUGAUCAAAUCAUGGCCAGUGCCGGCCUCGAAAGUGACCUCCCAAACCUUUCCGGCGGAUACAAGCUCGAAGACAUUGAAGCCACGGAGCGUGAUCUGUUGCUCAACCAUCACAUCGAUCUCAACGCUCCUCUGGACAGCUUGCUCGCCGGCCUCGGUAGCAUGGAGGAUGUACAGAUGGACCUUGCCGACCUCGGCUUGCCUGUGGGUGACUUGCCCAACUUUAAAGCUCCCUUCGACCAGAACCUGACCGACGCCAAGCCGCCGCAGAACCCUUUGGCCCUCUCAACCACCUCGUCAGGUCUUAACCGACUGUCGACAGGCCCCGCCAAAUUGAAGCAAAUCAGGAGGAAAAAGACCGACCCGCAACCCCAAAAGGUGGCUUCGGAACUAGCCAGGAAGAUGGCCGACGAGCUCCGAACCUUCCGUAAAUUGGCAGAGCAGACACAGCGUACCCACAUCCAGAACACCUCCCGGCCCGAAUCCAAAGAACCUUCCCCCGAUGGCAGCGUUGGCAGCAACUGGAGCGCAAACCUCGCCCACGCCGCUGGACACGACGCCGAAGUACAGCAGCCCGAAUGGCUCAAUUCGACUCCAUCGCUCUCUGGCGCCUCUCUACGCUUGCCCGAAGGCGCCCACUUGCCAAUGUCCAGCAGCUACGAGAGCACUGCAAACGCUUCCCGCGACCACCAUCUCGAAAUCGACACGUCCAUCUCGACCACAAACGCUGGAGUCAUGCAGCCGCCCAUGUUUGGUACACGCGGCAACUCGGUAUCGGUGCCCUCCACUCCAUUGCUGGCCCCCGAAGCCGGACCCUUCCAGGGUGCUGAUCGUCCUGUCGAUUCGCUCUCGGCUCCCUCUUCGCCCACCUUGCGCCCAACGCUGGCCAACAUCGGACGCUCUGGCUCCAGUCCCGGUCCUUGCACCGCCGCCAGCACGUCCAAAGCAGCCAUCAAACGAAAUUCGACCGACAGCUCCGUUUCGUGUUCGGAUGGCAUGUCCAAGAACAAGGGCCGUGGUCGCCGCAGCAUCGCCGGCUCAAUUGCUUUCACAGCCAUCAACCCAGACCUCAACAACAAGAAGAUCGAGGGUCUCCCACCUGGAGGCAGUACGCCUAGUGCCUCGUUUGCCUCUGGAAGCGCGCAUCCCACGCAGGCUCAAUGCACCAAUUGUGGAGCUACCUCCACACCGCUAUGGCGUCGUGAUCCCAACGACCUGCUGCUGUGCAACGCGUGUGGUCUUUACCUCAAGCUGCACAAGACGCCUCGACCCAGGAGUCUCAAGAGCCACCAUAGCCACUCGCACUCGGGUCACAUUACGCCAUCCGCCACUCCAGGCGGCGCCUCUGCGCCCGGAUCGAGGGCCGGUUCGCCCUCACGCUCUGGCUCGCCAAGUGGCGAGGACAUGACAUCGUGCUUCAAUUGCGGAACCUACACGACGCCCUUGUGGAGGAAGGAUGAUGCUGGUCACACGGUCUGCAAUGCGUGUGGCCUGUAUCUCAAAUUGCACAACGAGCACCGACCGGUCACCAUGCGAGCCGAUGUGAUCAAGAAGCGAUCGAGGUACGACGAGAAGCGAGGUCGUGCUUCCGCUGCAGGUUCACGACGCACGUCGCCGCAGCCGCAAAGCGCCACGACCACUUCGGAAGGUUCAGCAGCUGCCGCAACGUCGACUUCGUCGAUCACCGAUGAGCCCAUGUCGAUCGACAGGCCAACUAGACCAAAGUCUCAUUCAGUCACGUUCCAGCUGCAACCCGACAUCCACGGUGGUGAGACAAGCGUGGACGUGUCGGCAGCCUCGACAUCGGCACCCGGUUCUGCCUCGUUCCCCGAGCCUGCUUGGCCGUCGCUGGGUGUCGCCGCGGACAACGGCGGUAAUGGCGCUGGAAUGGCCGAUCCAAACAUUGCACACCAGCUCAACGAUGCGUUUACCACGGCUGUCAACCGAUUUUCGACGGGCGUGCCCAUGCAACAAUCCAGUGCUUCUCCCGCUUCAGCAACUGGCUCCGGUACCGCGUCUGAACCGAAUUACGCUUGGACGUCUUGGUCACAACAGCAACAACAGCAGCAACAACAACAACAACAACAACAACAGCAGCAGCAACAGCAGCAACAGCAGCAACAACAACAACAACAACAACAACAACAGCAGCAGCAGCAGCAACCUUCAGGCCCACCGUCCAUGUCUGGCUCAAACAGCACGCGCACGGGAUCCACAGGAUCCACGACUUCAGCCACCUCGCCAUGCAUUUCAGUUGCGCUGCCUAGUCACACGGACAUGCAGACGCUAUCAGCUGCGUUUUCGGCACACCCAGCGUUGGCAUAUGCAGUGCACCAAGCGGCUGAAAAGUUUCCAGCAUUCUUUGCGCAGGAUCCGCUGGGUGCCACUGCCUCGGUAGCCGCAGCAGCGGGCAUUCACAAUCCUUUUAGCUCCGGGUUGGCGCUCAACGAUGCGGCAUCGAGCUCGAGCGCGGACAUUAUCGCGAGCGUCAACACGAGCAAUAGCAGCAGCAACGAUAGCAACGGCGUCAGCGACACUCGCAACCAUGCUCUUGCUGGUAGCCGAGAUGGUGUUGGCUCCACGAUCGAUAUUGCAGGCGGAGUCGGUACACCUAGCAACCUUGGCAACGGUCACGAUAGCGUCAUGCUCGAUUUGGCUGCAACGCCCAAUUCGACAAGCAGGCCAGGUAGCAGUGGCGGAUGCGCCAGGCGCGAUAGCGAAUUCGGUCGAAUGUUGAGCGCAAACCAUUGCGCUUCCAGUGGCUCGAUAUGUGCCAAUGCGAUCAGCACAAUCGAUUUGGGCGAAGCAGGCACACCUCAAGCUGGAAGUUGGUGGUGA
Messenger RNA from Mycosarcoma maydis (corn smut), 3492 nucleotides. RefSeq lists its product as uncharacterized. Gene Ontology annotation, biological process: negative regulation of transcription by RNA polymerase II; positive regulation of transcription by RNA polymerase II. Bases 1 to 3492 code for a protein of 1163 amino acids. Lineage: Eukaryota; Fungi; Basidiomycota; Ustilaginomycetes; Ustilaginales. The transcript has a single exon. The record is from RefSeq and is a predicted model, not a curated record. Gene Ontology annotation, molecular function: RNA polymerase II cis-regulatory region sequence-specific DNA binding; DNA-binding transcription factor activity, RNA polymerase II-specific; zinc ion binding.